Microthlaspi erraticum is the source of this 2961-nucleotide messenger RNA. Lineage: Eukaryota; Viridiplantae; Streptophyta; Magnoliopsida; Brassicales; Brassicaceae. The record is from the annotation of a GenBank genome assembly.
AUGGCUGCGAAGCUACUGCAUUCGUUGGCAGAUGAUAGUGCAGAUCUGCAGAAGCAAAUUGGGUGUAUGAAUGGGAUUUUUCAAAUCUUUGAUCGUCACCAUGUUCUCACAGGCCGGCGAAAAAGCCUUACUUUAGGUAAUGGAAAUGCUACAAGUAUCAACUUUGAAAGAGACUCUGUUGAUACAUUUUAUCAAACAAAAGAAACAUUUCAGGACUCAAACGUCGGUGGAAAUGUGAAAGAGAAGCAAAGGGUUUCAACAGAAUCAUCAAGAGUUUCUUUCUCAUCUUCUUGCUCCUCUUCCCUAUCCUCUUCCGAGUUCAACAGAGGAGCUCAACCUGAAGCUUCAUCUGCCUAUGACCAAACCAUUUUUCCAGAAUCUCCUACAAGUGACCCUGAGAUGAGCGAAAGGAAUGGCUUUUCACAUCUAGAACUUGACCUCAGAGAUGUUGUGAGAGACUCCAUGUACAGAGAAGCCAGAGGGAUUUCGGUUAAAGCUCCUAUGACAAGAGAGGAAGCAGUUAGACGCAGCAGCAGAAGAGAGGACUCUCCAAGGCCUUAUGGUGUGAAGCAAUCCACCACACCUUCUGAUCUCAAUGAGUCCUUCAGAUUUCUAGCCAAACUUAGAGAAACACAUUACAAUGAGGUUGGAGCAAGAGAUGCAGCACCUCGUUACUCUGUUGAUUCUCAUGAUACGUUGAAACCAAGACAGAAGCUGAAAGAGUUGCCUAGGCUCUCGCUGGAUAGUAGAGAACGAGUGAUCAGAAACUCAAGUGUUGAUCUUAAAUCAGAAAGCUUACCUGGAAGCUCAAGCAGCAGCAACAAGAAACGGCCUCCAAGUGUUGUUGCAAAGCUCAUGGGGUUGGAGACAUUGCCUGGCUCUCCAUUGGGUAGAGACAUCCAUCACCAGUUUGGUUUCGAGCAGAACAACGAUCCAUGCUCAAGAUCACUGAGGGAGAAGAACCUGAACCGUUCAAUCCGGUUUUCUCCUAGCUCACCGAGGAGCUUGGGGAAGGACCCGUCUUCUCCAAGAUGGAGGAACUCUGAUUUUGUCAUGAAACCUCUGUCAAGUUCAAGAUUCCCCAUUGAGCCAGCUCCAUGGAAGCAACCUGAUAGAAACAGAGUUUUGCAGAAACAAGCACCUAAGUUUUCUCCAACUGUGUACAGUGAAAUGGAGAAGAGACUGAACGAGCUGGAGUUCAAACAUUCAGGAAAAGACCUGCGAGCUCUUAAACAGAUACUAGAAGCUAUGCAAUCAAAGGGUUUCUUGGAUACUGAGAAACAACCACAACCUUCAAACUUGGCAGCUCAAAGAGAUUAUGUAACUUCCAACUCCAAAGCGAGAGUCCCUUCUACUUCUUCAUCAUCUUCACCUUCAUCUAACCAGGUGUACCAAUCUCCGAUUGUGAUUAUGAAACCUGCAAAGCUUGUUGAAAAGGCUGGCAUUCCGGCUUCAUCGCUCAUCCCCAUUCACAGCCUAACCGGACUUAACAAGGUCCGUAGAGAAGUAUCUGAUAGUAAAGCAACUUCAACAAGUAGUAAACGUGUGACCAAAGGAAACCGAACAAGCUCUGUUGAUAAGAUACCUGACAGCAGAAACGUGCGGUCUGCUUUGAGAAAGCCUCAUCAGGUUUCUAAAGAGACUACUACUUCAGGAUCUGUGAGUCCAAGACUGCAGCAGCAGAGGAAGCUUGAGUAUGACAAACGUUCACGGCCACCAACGCCUCCGUCUGAUUCUAGUAAAGCGAGGAAGCCGUCACACAGACAGCUCGCGGAGUCUACUUCUCCUGGCGGCAGACGUAGAGUCAAGCCUCAGAAGAGUUUGCAGCAGAAUGAUGACCAGCUUAGUCAAGCCAGCAAUGAAUCUAGGACUUCAAGUCAUGACACGUGUACUCAGUCUGAAGCUGAUGGUGGAAGUAGAAGUCCAUCUGUAAUCGAGGCAGCCAAAGCUGUAGUCUCUAACUUAAUGCAGAAUAAAUCCAGUCCAAGGUUUAGUGAAGAUGGAUCAACAACAAACCUUUCACUAGCUGCUUUGGAACAUCCAAGUCCUAUUUCUGUUCUUGACACCUCACUUUACAGAGAGACAGAGCCUUCUCCAGUGAAGACACAAGGUAAUGUUGUUGCUCAUGACUCUGGUGAUGAGCAUUGUGAGGACCAGUGGAAUCCAGCUUACAGUUUCUCAGAGACAACCUCAAGCUUUUCUCCAGAGAUAAACCGGAAGAAGCUUCAGAACGUUGAGCACUUGGUUCAAAAGCUGAGAAGGCUCAACUCUAGCCAUGAUGAAGCCAGCCAAGAUUACAUUGCAUCGCUCUGUGAGACCGCAGAUCCCAACACCGACCACAGAUACAUCUCAGAGAUUCUUUUAGCCUCUGGUCUUCUCCUUCGAGAUCUCGGCUCAGGACUAACAACGUUUCAGCUACACCCUUCAGGCCACCCGAUCAAUCCAGAGCUGUUCUUUGUUCUUGAGCAGACAAAGGGAAGCAGCAGCAGCAGCACUACGCAUCUGUUACACAAGGAAGAAAGCAAGGCUGUGAACAAGGAGAAGCUUAACCGGAAAAUGGUGUUUGACACGGUUAACGAGAUUCUUGUGGAGAAGCUAGCUUCGGUUGAAGCCACGACGAAUCCGUUGAUGAUGAAGCCAUCUGCUAAGAAAGCCAUGAGUGCGCAAGAGCUGCUGAAAGAGCUGUGUUCGGAGAUAGAAACACUGCAGAAGCAAGCAACAAAGAGGUCAGAGGACUUGUUGUUGGAGGAAGAAGAUGAUUUCUUGAAAAGCAUACUUGCAGAAGACGUGAUGGUUCGGUCUGGGAACUGGGUGGACUUCAAUGGAGAAAUCUCAGGGUUGGUGUUGGAUGUGGAGAGGCUUAUCUUUAAGGAUCUUGUGAAUGAGAUCGUGCAUGCGGAGACUACGAGCCGUAUGCAAGCAAAGUCAGGAAGACGAAGAACGCUUUUCUCAGACCAGUAG